Messenger RNA from Xyrichtys novacula (pearly razorfish), 2642 nucleotides. The record is from the annotation of a GenBank genome assembly. NCBI's taxonomy places the organism in Eukaryota, Metazoa, Chordata, Actinopteri, Labriformes, Labridae.
AUGUCCGGGUUUCAGGGUUCAUCCAGACCUCCGUCCGGCGGCCAACAGGAGCUCCUCCUGCUGGGAGCAGGUUUGACUUUUUUCUACUCUUGAUACUUAAUGAACCAAACUAAGAAACUCGUGGUAAUUAUUCUGUUUAUCUUUGUGUUCAUAAAGAAAUAAAAAUAAUCGAAAUACUUGGAGAGAAGCUUUUGUAAAACUUUUCCACUGGAGAUGUUUCUUGUACCUUUAUAGAGGCUCCUGUGAGGAGAAGCAAACAAGUCCAUCAGUGACAGUUUUCUUGAGUCUGAUAUCGAUUUUCAUAUAAUGAUCAUUCUUAUUUAAUUAGAGCUUUUUUUAGUUCAUGAUAUAGAAAUAAAACAAGGAGACAAACCAGUAAACCACAACGAUCAAAGACAACUGAAAACAGGGCCGAAUAAAAAACACAAGAGCGAUCCAAGUUCUAAAACCGUAAAUCCACUAAAGGGAAAAAGAACUUUCAGAGCAGCUUUGUGGAGAUCGUUCUGAAUGAGGAGUCUAAACAAUAAAAGGUCUCCUUUAGUUUUACUUCUGAGGGGGAAACAUUCAAGAGGUCAAAGGGAUAUUCUGUGUAAAACUAAUUUAGGGUCAAACCCACCGUAACACCGAGUUAGACCCCCCCUCCAGAGAUGAAUGUUGUCGACCGCUUGCUUCUCUAGUUAUACCAACUUUAGUAACGACCGCAGGAUAGCAGAGAGCCACGCCCCCAACCAAAACGCCACUCUAUAGCCACAAAUAAUGCUCAGAACAGCACCUAACUUCAUCAACAGGACAUAUAGGGUCACAGACAUAGUACUAGACACCAAACAUCUUUGUAACUUUGACUCAUUUCUUUAGCAAAGAGACUAAACACAACUCACCUACUCUCUUCCAGCAGACGCUUGUUUGUAGUGAGACCUCAGACCAGUCCAUUACAGACUACAGCGGGGUGCCGCAGCUCAAGGAAGAACAUUUAUGAUCAUUUCUUCAUGGAAAUACAAUCAGACCGAGACGCUAAGACAGAAGAACUACAGCGUCUGUAAAAUGAUUAAUAUGGUGAUUAUUACUUCAAGGAAAUGAUAAAGAAAUGAUCAUAAAUGUUGCUGCUGGAAGAGAGUAGGUGAGUUGUGUUUGACCCUAACUUAAUUUUACGCUGGAAUAUCCCUUUAAUCGGGGACAACAGUAAUGAGAACGACUUCACUUCUGAGAGCCUAAAAUGUCCGAUUAAUGGACGUUGUCUCAUAUUAACAAUGAUGGAGUUUGACUUUGUUCACUUUCUACUAAAACUCACAGCUCCUCCAUCCUGUCUCGGAUCGUUUCCUGCAGACGCCCGGCAGCAGUCAGUGAUUAAAGAAGAGCUUCCUGAGCGUCAGGAGAGGAGCCACCGUCUGGACCAGGAGGACACUAAACCCCCACUCAUUAAAGAGGAACUGGAAGAGAGCGACAUGUUCCCAUUCACUGUUGUAUCUGUAAAGAGUGAAGAAGAGGAGGAGGAGGAGGAGGAGGAGGAGGAGUCUCAGUCCUCAGAGCUUCAUCACAUACAAACUGAACCUCCAGAAACUGGAGCUGUUGGAGAGGACUGUGGAUCAGAACAAUCCAGUAACUCCGAUUCAGAGAUGGAUUUACAACCAGAGAUAGAGGUCAUGAUCGAGGAUUCUUCUGGACCUGGGACUGACGGGAGUGAUGAUUGUAGGGAGUCCAGAGAGCGUCAUCCAGGUCUAAAAUUCACCCGGGACAAAAGACUGAGGACUGAGAAACAAAACCACGACUGCUCUGAGUGCGGGAAAAGAUUCAACUCUCAAGGGAACCUGAUUCGACACAUGGUAGUUCACACAGGGGAGAAACCUUUCAGCUGCUCUGACUGCGGUAAAAGGUUUUCACAGAAACAACAUCUGACCAGACACAAAGUCGUUCAUACAGGAGAGAAACCCUUCAGUUGCUCUGAUUGCGGUAAAAGAUUUACCCAAAAAGUCGAUCUGACGCGUCACCUGGCAAAUCACAGAGAAGAGAAACUCUUCAGCUGCUCUGAGUGCGGGAAAGGGUUCAUCCGAAAGUCUGAUCUGACGGCUCACAUGGUCCAUCACACAGACGAAGAACCUUUCAGCUGCUCUGAGUGCGGGAAAGGAUUUUACGAUAAAAGAAGUCUGACCCGACACAUGCUGGCUCACUCAGGGGAGAGACCGUACAUCUGCUCUGUGUGCACCUAUCGAUUCAAACAACAAGCACAUCUGACCUCACACAUGUAUGUUCACAGCGGAGAAAAACCCUUCAGCUGCUCCGAGUGCAGUAAAAGGUUUUACCGCAAAUGGCAUCUGACCUCACACAUGUUAGUUCACACGAGACGCAGAGAGAAACGCUUCAGCUGCAGCGUCUGUGAGCAGAGGUUUUCCUGGUUUUCUCACCUCAAGAAGCACCGCUGUGUGAAGGCUUCAGAGUUCUACCAAAACCACGAGGAGGAGGAGGAGGGGGAGGAGGAGGAGGAGGAGGGGGAGGAGGAGGAGAGAGCGCUGCAUACAGGAGUUGACGAAGUGGACUGCGGGAGAUCAAGACACGCCGGGGACUCCGAUUUAAAGACUGAGAUCAAGACUGAAGACUCUGCUGAACUUGAGGAUGAAGACAUCCUCCCAAAAUCUGAAAAACUGUGA